AUGGCAAACCAAAUCCACGUCGCCGUUUUAGACACCGAUGUCCCCUGCCAGACUGUAUACGCCCAGCGCGGUCUUUACAGCUCGCAGUUUCGAGUUCUGUUACAAUCAGCCGCUGAGCGAGUCAACACAAACGCAGAACUACAACUCCAAAAUGGUCCGCUAGCUGUGUAUGUCACGGCCUUUGAUGCCGUUGGAGGUACACUCCCACCUCUGGAAUAUCUACGAUCCACUCCCCGCUCUCCAGCAGACUCUAAAGCACGUGGUCCAUUCAGCGCCAUCGACGCAAUCCUAAUCACAGGAUCUGCAUGUUCAGCGUACGAUCCUCACCCAUGGAUUCGGGAACUCGAAUCCUUUAUUCAAAUCGUGCACGAGAAUUUCCCGCACGUCAAGAUGUUCGGGUCCUGUUUCGGACAUCAGAUUAUCGCCCAGGCUCUUCUGUCAGGAUCAGCUACCAAAAAUAAAGCCGGAACUGAAAAUGAAACUCAUUCGCAGCCUCACUCAACAUUCCACGUCGAGCCUUCCCCUCUCGGCUUCGAGCUCGGCAUUCAACCUAUAAUUCUCGACCCAUCUUUCACGGCGAACUUCCCAGUGCUAGCACACCACACCUCAUCUACUUCGCCAUUCCGUGUUCAAUUAGUCCAUGGCGACAUUGUCGUCCCUACCCCAGCCGCAAAAGCCGCCGCUUUAGCUGCAGGGCAAAGCGAAAUUCCACUGCCUCCAGGCUGGAUGAGUAUUGGUCACAGCGCCGCAUGCGAUGUCCAGGGACUUUAUUAUCCGGGUCGCAUCUUGACUUACCAGGGCCACUUUGAGUUCGAUGUGUUUACAAACCGCGAACUAUGCAUCGAGUUUGGACGGCGCUCUAACUGGCCUACUGAGUUGGUUCAGCGAUAUGUUGAAUGGAUUGAGCGCGCUCUUGUCCCCGGUGCCGAGGAUGAUGAUGAUGCGAAAGCUGCUGCAGAGGCUGUACUGAUCUUUUUUGCUGGUGAAGAUCAAACGCAGGCCGCAGAGAAUUCUUCUGCACUGGGAUUGGGAUUGGGAUUGAAGUUGGGAGGCCUUAAUGCACCUCAUGGGAUGCUUACGCCUCCUCUUGAAUGA
This is a messenger RNA of Penicillium verhagenii, 1095 nucleotides long. Its product is annotated as type 1 glutamine amidotransferase. Gene Ontology annotation, cellular component: nucleus; cytosol. The transcript has a single exon. NCBI's taxonomy places the organism in Eukaryota, Fungi, Ascomycota, Eurotiomycetes, Eurotiales, Aspergillaceae. The record is from RefSeq and is a predicted model, not a curated record. Bases 1 to 1095 code for a protein of 364 amino acids.